AUGCCGCCUUCAGCUCGACACAGCGCUCACCCUUCGCACCAUCCUCAUGCAGGUGGAAGGGACCUCCACCACGCUGCUGGUGGCCCUCCUCCUCAAGGCGGUCCCGGCAUGCCUCCUGGUCCCGGAAAUGGCCCCAUGCAUCACCCUCACUCCUCUUAUGCGCAAUCCAUGCCGCCGCCACCCGGUCUGCCUCCCCACGCUAUGAACGGUAUCAACGGUCCUCCGCCAUCGACACAUGGUGGACCACCUCCUCGUAUGGUCAUGGCCGAUGGACCAGGCGGCGCCGGCGGUCCACCCCCGCCGCCACCGCCACAUAUCCCGCGCUCUUCGUCUGCUCAGAGCCGUAUCAUGGAGGCUGCAGGCGGCCCGGCUGGUCCUCCCCCUGCUGGGCCCCCUGCUUCAACGUCUCCCGCAGUGCAGAAACUCUCGCUUGCCAACGAGGCCGCAUGGGUCUCGAUCGGUUCGGCGGCAGAGACCAUGGAGGACUACGACCGCGCGCUUUCGGCAUAUGAGGCUGCUCUUCGACACAAUCCGUACUCGGUACCCGCUCUCAGCGCCAUCGCCGGCGUCCAUCGCACCCUCGACAACUUCGAAAAGGCCGUCGACUACUUUCAGCGUGUGCUCAACAUUGUCCCCGAGAAUGGUGAUACCUGGGGCUCCAUGGGUCACUGUUAUUUGAUGAUGGAUGACCUGCAGCGCGCCUACACCGCAUAUCAGCAAGCACUCUACCACCUUCCCAAUCCCAAAGAGCCCAAGCUGUGGUACGGCAUCGGCAUCCUCUACGAUCGCUACGGCAGCCUCGAGCAUGCAGAGGAGGCUUUUGCCAGCGUUGUCCGAAUGGAUCCUAACUACGAAAAGGCAAACGAGAUCUACUUCCGUCUCGGCAUCAUCUACAAGCAGCAGAACAAGUUUCCCGCCAGUCUCGAGUGCUUCCGCUAUAUUCUCGACAACCCGCCGCGCCCACUCACCGAGAUCGACAUUUGGUUCCAGAUCGGCCACGUGUACGAGCAGCAGAAGGAAUUCAAUGCCGCAAAGGAAGCUUACGAGCGCGUUCUCGCUGAAAAUCCCAAUCACGCCAAAGUGCUGCAGCAGCUCGGUUGGCUCUAUCACCUCUCCAACGCCGGCUUCAACAACCAGGAGCGUGCCAUCCAGUUCCUCACAAAGAGUCUCGAGUCCGAUCCCAACGACGCACAGAGUUGGUAUCUGCUAGGACGUGCUUACAUGGCUGGUCAAAACUACAACAAGGCCUAUGAGGCUUACCAACAAGCCGUCUACCGCGAUGGAAAAAACCCGACCUUCUGGUGCUCAAUCGGUGUUCUCUAUUACCAAAUCAAUCAAUACCGCGACGCACUCGACGCCUACUCGCGCGCCAUCCGUCUGAACCCGUACAUCUCGGAGGUCUGGUUCGACCUCGGCAGCUUGUACGAGGCGUGCAACAAUCAGAUUAGCGACGCCAUCCACGCCUACGAGCGGGCCGCCGACCUCGAUCCUGACAACCCGCAGAUCCAGCAACGCUUACAGCUUCUUCGCAACGCCGAAGCCAAGGGGGGCGAGCUGCCGGAAGCACCUGUGCCUCAGGAUGUUCACCCCACCGCCUAUGCCAACAACAACGGCAUGGCUCCUGGCCCCCCUACCCAGAUUGGCGGCGGACCUGGUCCUUCGUACCCACCGCCGCUUGUCGGCCCUCAGCUUGCUGGCAACGGGGGAGGACGCGGAGACCUGUCCGACCGCGACUUGCCCGGACCUGGCCAUCUUGGUUCGUCUCAUUCACCUCCGCCCUUCCGAGGUCCCCCUGGUACAGACGAUCGCGGAGCGCGUGGUCCUCCCCAUGGUGCUUUGGCCCCCAUGGUGGGAGGCCCAGGUGGUCCUGAGCCUCUCGGACGUGGUGGCUUUUCGCACUCGCGAGGCCCUUCGCCCGGUCCGCCACGCAUGGACCCGUACGGCAGGAGGUUGGGGUCGCCACCGCGCCGUUCACCACCACCGCCUCUGCGCUCAGAUGUGCAUGACGGACACGGUGCUCCGCCGCACGUUCACGGUCAAGGUCACGGUCAAGGUCACGGUCAAGGUCACGGUCAAGGUCACGGUCAAGGUCACGGUCAAAGUCACGGUCACAGUCAUGGUGGCGAGUUCCGUGGACCGCCUCCCCUGGCAGCCGCUGGCCCUGGUGGACCUCCGCCGCCCUUGGAUCACUACGGCCGACCCAUGGGUGGUCCGAUGAGCGAGCGCGAACGCGAGAUGGAAUGGGAGCGCGAACGAGAACGCGAAAGGGAGAGAGAGCAGGCUGCUCGUGGCUACCCCGCCAGUGGUCGCAUCACACCGAAAAACGAGCCGGGCUACGCACGCUCGCAGCACGGAGGCAGCAAUGCGCCCUCGCCGGCAUUCGGACGACCUCCCGUCUACGGGCGUGACGAGGGACGUGACUACUACAACAAUUCUCAUCCAGGUUCUGGCCCUGGCGGUCCAAGAGGUGGUUACGAGCGAGGUCCUGGUGCUCCUCAUGCACCUGCUCCUGGCAUGCGCCACGAUGAACGAGGCCCCCCGCCAGCUCCAUUUGAACACGAGCGUGGUCCGCCUCCUCCUCAUCAAGCCGGCGAUCUCCGUUACGACAGCUACAGUGAUGGCCGUGACGGACCGUUUCGAGGACCGCCGCCUGGACUUGGCAGGCCCACGCCUGACUGGGAGCGUACACGUGCUGGAGAAUACGGUCCUCCUUCACUGCACGAUGGGGCAGAGGGUCGCAACGCGGGAGGAUCUGCGAGCAAAUCGCGUCGAGGACCCAAAGCAAAGGACGAGCUCGAGGCUGCACCGGCGCCUCCUUCGCCUGUUCCCUCGUCUGCUGGUAAGAAGGGCAAGACGACGAGCUCGAGAGCCGGCUCGCCCUGGUCUGCCAAGGGAGGCGUUGCUGCCCCAGGCAAGAACGGCAAGGCCUCUACGCCCUUUGGUACUGGUGUUGGUGCUCCUGUUGCUGCUGCUGGUGUCGGAGGUGGAGUUGGAAGCAAGAAGGGGGCAGCAAUUUCGCUGCGUCCACAGGAGGAUCAGCCAGAUUCGAGGCCUGGCUCGCCGCAAUCUCGACGUGAUGCUUCGCCGGCCAGUUCGGAUGGCAGCAAUGAGCCGCUUGCUGCGCGCGCACCCUCGUCUCGCAUGGUCGACGAGGACUAUGAUGAAGGAGCUGCGGAUGCUCUGAUGGGUCUUGCUGGUGCAGCUUCUGCAUCUUCGGCUUCAGUGGCAACAGCUGCACCGGCACCAGUCUCGCCUGUGGCGACGUCGGAUCGAGCCUCUAGUGCCGAAAAGCGUGCUGAGAGCUCACUGGGCAAGCGACCUUAUGCUGAGGAGGAAAGGGCGGUCGAUGAGCCAGAGGAUUCGUACAAGCGAGCCAAGAGUGGAAGUGCAGCUGAGAUCGAAGCAGAUGCCACCAGCGGCGGCAGACUCAACGGUGUUUCUGUGUCUGCCAAACCCGAGGCUACGGCCGCAGAGGGGACGGAGCAGCCGAAAGAGACUAGGACCGAAACGCCGCCGCUCGCUGUUGCUCAGGCUACUUCACCCGAGGCGAUUAACGGCAAGGCAGAGUCGGAGAGCGCCGUGCAGCCAAUGGAUGUGGAUGGUCGAGAGCCGUCGAAGGCGCCAUCGGAAUCGGCGACCGCUAUGAAGGACUCGCCCUCCACUGCCAACCCAGUCGUGGCCGCGAAAGCUUCGGAGCCAAGUCCGACGGCUGCACCGCCUGCAACUUCCAUGGCAACGAGCGAGGCUCAACCGGCGAAAGCCGACAGCUGCGAGAAAAACAACAACGAUGAAGACGAACGCGAGGAAGAGGAGGGUCAGAUUCACGAAGAUCCGAUCGACGCUCCUGCUAAGCGUGCUGAUGAGGAUGGCGCAAAGUGA
Molecule: messenger RNA, 3879 nt
Organism: Mycosarcoma maydis (corn smut)
Lineage: Eukaryota; Fungi; Basidiomycota; Ustilaginomycetes; Ustilaginales
Product: TPR-containing protein Mql1
Exons: 1
Coding region: 1-3879 (1292 amino acids)
Biological process (GO): regulation of gene expression
Molecular function (GO): RNA polymerase II cis-regulatory region sequence-specific DNA binding; chromatin DNA binding; protein binding
Source: RefSeq, a predicted model, not a curated record